AUGAUUAGAACAGCUGCGCUCAAUGGUGCGACGCACGACGCCGAGCGCAAGAUCCUCGACGAUAUCGAGCACCAGUUCCAGCUCGGCCAGGAUGCUCUCAUCAAGAUUACCGAACAGUUUCUCGAGGACUUUCGUCUCGGGUUAGGAGACUACAAUCACCCGAUGGCCAUGAUCCCUACCUUUGUCACGGGUGUACCGGAUGGCACAGAAACUGGCACUUUCCUAGCUCUUGAUCUGGGGGGAACAAACCUACGAGUUUGUGAAGUUACGCUGUUGGGGAACCACGACUUUCGCCUGCGACAGCAGAAAUACAAAGUCUCAGAGGCGUUGAAAACAGGCGAAGCUACUGUCCUGUUCGACUACCUGGCCGAUUCCGUGGAUGCAUUCCUCACGGAAUUCUCCAGUGCAACUGGCUCUCCGGUCUCAACAUCCGUUGCUAAUCCCUUCGAUUCUCCAACCGAGGUUCCACUUGGUCUAACUUUCAGUUUCCCCGUCGAGCAAACCGCACUGAACGAAGGCAAGAUACUCACAUGGACCAAAGGUUUUGCAGCAAAGAACGCGAUCGGAAACGAUGUUGUGCGCCUAUUGCAAGAUGCAUUCGAUAGGAAGCAUCUACAUGUCAGAUGUGUCGCUCUUGUGAAUGAUACAGUCGGCACCCUUUUGUCCCGUGCAUAUACCGCUGGGUCGUGUUUACUAGGUGGAAUCUUUGGCACGGGAACAAAUGGAGCGUUCGUCGAACAAGUCAGUAACAUUACCAAACUGGGUAACUCUCCAGCCCGUACAAAGGGCGGUGUCAUGAUUGUCAAUACUGAAUGGGGAGCCUUUAACAACACGCGUACGACACUGCCUACGACGCCAUACGAUAACAAGCUCGAUCGUGAAUCGAUCAACCCACGUAAACAAGCCUUCGAGAAAUUCAUCUCAGGCAUGUAUCUUGGCGAAAUCACCCGCAACAUUUUGCUUUCGCUCAUCGAUGCAUCACCACGGCCUCUUCUUUUCGACGGCUCCUCUAGUGCACCUUUGAACACUCAUUACGGGCUCGACACGGCGAUCAUAAGCGAGGUCGAGUACGCAUGGGAAUCAGGACGUGGAGAUGAGGUGGCACCACAGAAGUCGAGUGGGUCGAAGCCAAACUGGCAAUCAGCACAUUUCACGGAUGUGGACGCUCUGUCCCCGCAAGACAUCGCACGGCUCGAGCGCAUACGGGAUAUCCUCAUACAGAGGCUCCAGCUUGCGCCUGAGAAUGUCACGCUUCGAGACGCGGCGAUUGUGCGUUGGGCGGCGUCUCUCGUUGCAAACCGCGCGGCCAGAUUGAGCGCGACGGCGAUUGCGGCCGUUCUCGUACAGACCAGCCACGCUAAACUUGGGGGCGGAACCCCAGAACCGAAGGAGAACAUCGUUGUCGGUGUAGAUGGAAGUUUGAUCCAGCACUACCCCAACUUCCAGACACGUCUACGCGCGUCCCUCCAGUCGCUGGUUGGAGAAGCCGUCGAGAAGCGCGUCGAGAUCGAUCUGGCAAAGGACGGCAGCGGGGCAGGAGCGGCGCUCUGUGCUCUACAGGCCAUCAAACAGGGACUAUGA
This is a messenger RNA of Fibroporia radiculosa, 1581 nucleotides long. RefSeq lists its product as uncharacterized. Gene Ontology annotation, biological process: glycolytic process; intracellular glucose homeostasis; glucose 6-phosphate metabolic process. The record is from RefSeq and is a predicted model, not a curated record. Gene Ontology annotation, cellular component: cytosol; mitochondrion. The coding region runs from base 1 to 1581 and encodes 526 amino acids. NCBI's taxonomy places the organism in Eukaryota, Fungi, Basidiomycota, Agaricomycetes, Polyporales, Fibroporiaceae. Gene Ontology annotation, molecular function: ATP binding; D-glucose binding; fructokinase activity. The transcript has 10 exons.